AAACAACAAAGAAAGGUCUGGUUUGGCUGUAUUCUAUUGGGACACAUAAAACAUAUUUGUCUUGGAAUCUCAGGAAUUUGGGGAUGCAUAUAUUAUAUUGAUACUGUGACGACAUGGAUUCUAUAUUAUCCACUUAAAUUUUGAUAUUUUGAUGUGCAACGAUGCUUUUCCAUUGAUAAUCGAAUCUACUGGACUAUUUGAAGCAAAACUUGGAGCCCAAUUUCUUAUUUAAGAAGUGAUUACACGUGACAGCAGCCAUGCUCAAACAAAUAUUAGCUGAUAUGUACAUUGAUCCAGACCUCCUGGCAGAACUCAGUGAAGAACAGAAACAGAUCUUGUUCUUUAAGAUGAGGGAAGAACAAGUAAGAAGAUGGAAAGAAAAAGAAGCAACAUGCGAACAAAAUACAAAAUUAUAUCAAAGUCACAAGCCAAAAAAAAAUUCUCAGAAAACUGUACAUUGGAAAUUUGGCUCAGACCAGGAAGUCUGGGUCUGGGUAAUGGGCGAACAUUCAAAAGACAAACCGUAUGAUAUCAUCUGUGAUGAAAUUAUCGAAGAACGUGCACGAAAGCAAGCAGAGAGAGAAGCUGAGGAAAGAAGGAAAGUACAAGAGGAAGAGUUAUCCAAACUGUCUGAGGCCCUGAAGCUCGCACAGAGGGAAACAGUGGAGACAUGGAAGCAAAAUGUUGAAAACAAGAAAACUGCCAAAGAAGAAACCACAACCACAGAGCAAAAGAUAAUAAAUGAUGAGGCACAUCAGUCCAUCACAGAAACACCAAAAACAAGAACUAUUCAAGAUAUACUGCUAGAAUCUAAUACAAGACACUCUAAAAAGUGUGGGGUGCAGCAGAAAAAAACUGUUAUAUUGGGGCCUCAAGAAAAAGAAAAAUUAGAAGAAAGGACUCAGGAAAUUUACAUGAAUUGGAAAGAAGCUCAAGAAGUCAAGCAAAAACUGGAAAAGGAGGAUUCUGAAUGGCAAGAAACUUUGAGAAAGUCAAAGGCAGCUGACGAGAGGAGGCGAUCUAUGGCUAAGCAGGCUCGAGAUGAUUACAAGAGAUUGUCAAUGCAGGCCAUUGAAAGAGGCACUGUUGCAGAAAAAGCCAAAAAUUUUGGGGGUGAAAUAAAACGCCCCCCUCUACCACCAAAACCAAGACCAGCUAAAACAAUAGAUAGCAACUCCGGAAUAAACAGAUCAGAGAGGAGGCAGGGCAUAAGAAGAGUAAACUCCAGCAGCACUCGUGAGAAUAUAAUCAAAUGGUUUAAAGAAGAGCAGCUUCCUCUGCAGGCAGGAUGGGACAGAAGUGGAACCUGCAUGGCACCUUGGUUUCAUGGUAUUAUAUCUAGAGCUGAGUCAGAGGACUUAUUAAAGAACCAAGUACCAGGAAGCUUUCUGCUCCGCGUAAGUGAAAAGAUCCACGGCUACGUUCUCUCCUACCGCUCUAAAGACGGAUACAUGCACUUUCUCAUAGAUGCUUCUGGCACAUCAUAUUUUUUAUUGGGAGUAGAUCAGAUUCAGUAUGGCACUCUGGCUGACCUUGUUGAGUACCACAAGACAGAACCUAUAACAUCACUGGGAAAGGAGCUUCUACUGUACCCUUGUGGCCAGCUGAAGAACAGUUGUGAUUACAGUGACCUCAUUGAGUGAAGAGCUGGACUUUUACGCUAAUGAUUCACUGCCUAGAACAAAUUAAUUCAUUUAUGCACCUUGUCAUCUCUACAGCUUUGUACAGAAACAGGUCACGAAAUUAUGGUGCUUGUAAAAGGAAUCCGAAGCUCAUCUGGGAAAUAUGUGAAAAAUCAAUUUGUAGUGAGGUUGAAAAAUAUGUACAUAAAAUUUGAAGACUUUAUUACAACAGGUCCUUGAGGCUUGGUAAAAUUAACACUAAAAGUUACAGAGUCGUAUAUUGUGUACGUUAGCCACUGUGCUUUUUUUAAAUAUGAACUAGAGAUGAGCGAAUUUCAUAUUUU
Molecule: messenger RNA, 1966 nt
Organism: Bufo bufo (common toad)
Lineage: Eukaryota; Metazoa; Chordata; Amphibia; Anura; Bufonidae
Gene: SH2D4A
Product: SH2 domain containing 4A
Exons: 11
Coding region: 258-1643 (461 amino acids)
Cellular component (GO): cytoplasm
Molecular function (GO): phosphatase binding
Source: RefSeq, a predicted model, not a curated record